UGUUCAUAAGAUUUCAAUUUAAGUACUGUCAUUCAGAUUAACAACUAUCGGCCUUUAGACGAGUUUAGAAUUUUAAUUUGUUGUUUGGCAUUCCAGAGCAGAGAACGGUUUCGUAUUUACGUUUAUUUUGUGAAAUUCGGAUUUGAGGAGAUUCUUGAAAAUCGGUGACAUUCUUUAGUGAUUGUGUAUUUUUCCAAGUUUUGUUUAAAGGACAAUGAGGAGACUGAGAAUACUGUAGAGGGCGAAAAAAUAGGCACUACUUUUACCAUAGGCGUUUAAUCAAAAACUAUCAUUUGUGGAGUUGUUUGAUCGGUUGGUACUUGAAAGAGAUGAUUUAUGGAUGUGGCUAUCUCACACUCGAUCGUCGAUAGAAAGGAUACAGCAAAAGCAUAGUGUGGCAGAAGCUUGGAUGGUCGACCGAGAUGCAGUCACUCAGCCGAGACGAACAUUUGUAGCCGAUAGUCAACCGCCGAGCCUUCGAGACUCCGGAGAGAAAGGAUCUGAUGAUGGCCAAGGUGAGGAGGAGCGUGGCACUUACGGUCGUGAUCUUGACCGCCGUGUCUCUUCAGUGGGUCAACGGUCUCAAGGUCGUCGUGGCAGAGAGAUCACUCAACCUUACAACGUACGAUAACGAGCUCAUUCACACCAAUGAAGUACCUCACUGGAACGAAACUCAGGAAGAUGAUGCCAUCGAAAAUUACGAGGAUCAACUGGACCAAUUUCCAGACAAGCCAAAUAAGUUUGAUUUUGACGUCACGCAAUUUACUCAGACAGACGAUAAAAAUCUUCACGGCAUCGAAUCUGAAAGACUGGCAAAUUCUUCAAGUUUGGAAGAAAAAAAUCAAACUAGGAACUCUGUGGAAUGUGCAAAUGGUUCCAACAUGUCUUGUAUUCAAGCUAAUUUUGAACAUUUUAUUGAUAAUAUUUCCAAACUUGAUGAGUACAAUGUGACAGAUUUGGUGCAAAUUGUGAAGAGUGACAAUCCGACGAAUAUUGAGGAUGGUUCUGGGGAUAAGAAUGAAUUUUCAUUGGUAGAAAAAGUUCAUCGUUUUGCCCGAAACCACGUUCUAAAAAUACGCGUUCCGACAGAUCUUAUCUCGUCGAGAAAGUCGAGGAUGUUCUUUGGAUCUGGUUUUGAGGGAAAGAGUUCGUUUUUAACAGGCUUCGGACUUGGUUUUUUAGCAUUCGGUCUGAAGAAAUUGCUGCUGCCGUUGAUUCUUGGGGCCCAGAUAGUCAAGAGUAUUCUUAUAGCUCUUUUCUUACCCAGCAUCAUUGGAAGCAUCGGUAAAAUUGUUGGCAAAGGAGUUUCGUCCUUUGCACAAUCAUCACAAAGUGCCACUGCACAGCCAGAGGAGAAUUUCGAGUUUAAGGAAAAUUACGAUGCCUUUGGAGACGAUUAUAUGAAUCGACAACCUGUUGGAACACUUCCAGCAUCUGCCAUGUACGAAGAUGGAAUGUUGCAGGUUCAAAAAAAUCCCGAAAUUGCAUCACGGUAUUCAUUUGUUGACCCAAGAAUUCCACAUGUGAAUACUUUUUCGGAUCGUUAUUAUACUAGGCACAUUGCAAAUAAUGGUCUCUCAACGAAAAAGCAAGAUUUUAAGAUUUUCCACGAGAUUCCGACGAGCUCGAUGAUGCUAACAAAUUACGAUCCAUUUUACUCACCACUGUUAUCUCGACUGGAUGCAGUGUUUUCUCGAUUGGGUCACAUGACAGAGGGAUGUCGAGAAUUUGCAGUCUGCGCCAUGUAUAGAAGUCCUGCUCGAUAUGCUCCUUACUCGAACCUAGUCUCUGCUCAAUUAUCAAGGGAAUUGAAUGAGCUUCGAAAACCCAGUUCAGAUAAUCCCGAUGUUCUCCGAUUCUUCCGAUACAUGAAAGCUGCAAAAGAUGGUCAAGAUGGUGUCAGAUGUGAGGAAAUUUAUGCUAAUUGCGAAGUUUCUCGUGAUGAUAGCUCCAGGCAAAAUCAAGCCAUGCUCGCAACUUAUCAGGAUAUCGAUAAGUUAGUGCACGCAAGAAAACUUUAAACAGUUUCUUAAUUUCAUAAGUGAAAUUGAAAAAUACUAAGAAUUGACAAAACUAUUUAAAGAGUGGGCAAGAGUGUUAAUUUGACUCUACUAGAGAACAAAGUUAAGUGAAUUUUCGACCUGAUAAACAAAACUUUGUGUGAAACAUUUGACAGGGACGAAAAUUACAACAGGGCAUAGUGUUAAAGAGAAAAGAAAUUUUCUCCAUUGUUAAUAACAAAUUAUUGUGAAUAUUUAGAUUUAAGCUCCAUCCAAUCAUGAAAAGCGAUCUUAUUUAUGAACUCAUUUUGCUAAUGCUACUCAUAACAUUGAGUGUAGGGUGUAGAGCACCUUAAUACUUUUUAAGCUAGAUUAAGAUCCUCAAAGAGUGCGCUGCAUGAUGAAGAUUUAUUUUUAAUUGAUUGAGUCUAGAAUAAUUAUUUAUUGCUUUACCUUUAAAUGAAGACAUUAAAAAUAGAUUUCUAGUGUAAAUGUCUAGUGUGUGCUUGAAGUUCACCUUUCGUAUACUAAUUUAUUUUUGUUUUAAAAAUGGGUGAAGUGUUUUUGUAUACAUUUUAUUUAUUUGUGUGUUUUGUUUUACUGUAUGAUUUGAUGUCUACAUUGUAGGUUUUAAUGAACCUCCUCUUUUAUGAAUUUAGCAAUGGUUUUAUAUAAUUGUGACUGGAUCAUUGAAUAUCUACAUCACUGAUACUGACAAUGAUCAUUUGUAAUGUUCCGGAAGAAAAGGGCCAAAUUUGUUGGGAUGAUUAAAGUAUAGGCACAAAUAUCUGGAUAAUUUUCCUACAUUUUGAGCCCAGAACAAACCUUCCACGUUGAAAACGAGUCACUAGGGCACUUUUCAUUUUGGAACUUCGAAAACCAGCUUAUCAAGAAAAAUGCGUGUGAGAUUGAUGAGUGCCAUAAGCGCACCAAUAUUAUAUUUAACCACUUUCGGCCAAAUCCAAGCCAUAAGUAUAAUGUUAAUAAAAACCGAUGUUUUCAACCUUCGUUCAUAAAAGAGCAAAUAUCUACUACACUACGAUCAACAAAAUUUGCCCUUUUGUUGCUGAACGUCACAUUUGAUUAAAAAUGGCAAUUAUAAAAAGGUAGAAUCACACUUUAAAUGCUGAAUGUGCUUUCUGUGCAUUUGUGAAAAUGUUACUAUAUAUAUGUUAGAAUUACAAUUCUUUGAAACUAUUGAAGGAAAUAACAUGAAUAUGAAGUCAAUAAAUUUUAGUGCUUUCUGAUCGCAGUGAAUCAUUUUGAUUAUAAGGAAGUUGUCAGGAAAUUAAGAACAGCAUUGAUUAUGAACCAGAAGUCUUUCGUGUGGGGUUUCCCAGAUUUUAUUAUUCGGAAGAAAAGCUUUCUCUUCAAUAUAAAUAUUAUAUAACUCCAAUGAGUAAGCGUUCCAAGGAAUGGGUUUCACCAUAUUUAUUUGGGAUGCUUCAUGAAAUUAAAUUAGUCUUCACAAUUGCUUUUUAUUCUCAUAAAGAUUGAUGCCUUAUACCUGGAAAAUAUUUCUGACAAUUAUAUUACUUCUGGAACGCUUAAAGCAAUAUCAUAGAGACUCUCAGCAUCCAACUUAUGUUGGAGUGACACCUAUUAUAUAUAUCUUUAUAUUACGUAUUCGAAAUAUGUUUAUGAAAUAUUAAGAUGAAGACAAAGAUACAGGAGAAGGUAAAGAGAAAAUCGAAUUAGCGAUACGAUGACGCACGUUGGAG
Molecule: messenger RNA, 3721 nt
Organism: Belonocnema kinseyi
Lineage: Eukaryota; Metazoa; Arthropoda; Insecta; Hymenoptera; Cynipidae
Gene: Osi24
Exons: 5
Coding region: 504-2021 (505 amino acids)
Source: RefSeq, a predicted model, not a curated record